AUGCCGUCGAACGACUCUUCGCUCUAUGGAAAUGGCAAAGAGCCAAAGCCAUCAGUCGACGCUGACCUUGCACAGCGCGAGGGCUCUGAAAUCCAGGAUGCCCAACAGAGGAAUGUUGGCGAACUCGCGUUCGACGAGUAUACCUCUGGUGGUCUGGGACGACACCUGGGUGUUUUGUCGACGACUUUUCUAGUGGUUGGCCGUAUCAUCGGCACAGGUAUCUUCUCCACGCCAUCCUCCGUCACUGCGGAACUUGGCAGUGUCGGCGCAUCGCUCAUGUUCUGGGUCCUUGGACUCUUCCUGGCUGCUGCCGGUCUCUGUGUCUGGCUCGAAUUCGCUUGCAUGAUCCCGCGCAGUGGUGGAGAGAAGAAUUAUCUGGAAGCCGUGUACAAGAAGCCCAAGCUCUUGAUUACAAUUUUCUUUGCCGUGCAAGCUAUUGCACUAGGAUUCACCGCAUCUGGCUGUGUCGUUUUCGCGCAAUACAUCCUAACAGCCGCCGACGUCACCGUCACUGAAUGGGGAAAACGUGGUAUUGCAAUUGGCGUCAUUGUUUUCAUCACUCUGUUCCACACUUUUCUUCCAAAAUGGGGUGUUCGUGGCAUGAAUGUAAUCACAGGCAUCAAGAUCAUAGUCCUGCUAUUCAUCGUGGUGACUGGAUGGGUCGUUCUGGGUGGUGGUGUGAAGAGUGUUCCUGAUCCACAUGCCAGUUUUAGAAAUGCUUUUGCUGGGUCGAACCAUUCGGGGAACUUGUAUGCCACUGCGUUGUUCAAGGUUCUGAACGCGUAUGCUGGAUGGAGCAACGCCAUGUACGUGUUGAACGAGGUCCGAGACCCCGUGCGAACAGUGAAGAUUGCAGGACCUCUUGGUCUGCUCAUUUGCGGUAUCCUUUACAUUUUCGCCAACAUUGCGUACUAUGCAGCGGCCACACCGGAAGAGGUCGCAAAAAGUGGCGUGACAAUAGCAGCUUUUUUCAUGUACAAAGUAUUCGGCCAUGCAGCUCAACGUGCAUUGAGUGUACUUCUAGCGAUAUCUGCCUUUGGAAACGUUCUCACAGUGACAUUCGCCCAAUCGCGCGUCAACCAAGAACUCGCCAAAGAAGGCGUAAUCCCCUUCCCCAGAUUCUGGGCCUCCAGCUGGCCCUUUGGCUCCCCCUCGGCCGGCCUGCUUCUUCACUUCAUCCCAUCCUUUAUCGUCAUCGUCGCCAUCCCCUUUGGAGAUGCCUACAACUUCAUCCUCGAUCUUGAAGGUUACCCAAGCAGCGUAGUCAACUUCCUCGUUGUCUUCGGCUUGUUCUACUUACGAUUCAAAGAGCCACACACCCAUCGCUCAUUCAAAGUCUGGUGGCCCAUUGCAGCAUUUUUCAUGGCUGCUCAGGGGUUCCAGCUUGUGGCUCCGUUUUUGCGCCCUCCAGGUGGGAAGGGAGAUACCUCUCUUCCGUAUUGGUUGUAUGCUGUUGUCGGUAUUGCAGUUUUGGCGGCGUCGAUUGUCUAUUGGUUUGUUUGGUGGGUGUUGUUGCCCAGGAUUGGGAAAUACCACUUGGAGCCAACGCAUGAGACGUUGAAGGAUGGUACGCAUGUGGUGGUCUAUAAGUCUGUCAAGACUUCUUUUAAAUCCUAG
This is a messenger RNA of Talaromyces marneffei, 1617 nucleotides long. RefSeq lists its product as uncharacterized. Gene Ontology annotation, molecular function: L-amino acid transmembrane transporter activity. NCBI's taxonomy places the organism in Eukaryota, Fungi, Ascomycota, Eurotiomycetes, Eurotiales, Trichocomaceae. Gene Ontology annotation, biological process: amino acid transmembrane transport. The record is from RefSeq and is a predicted model, not a curated record. Gene Ontology annotation, cellular component: membrane. The transcript is spliced from 5 exons. The coding region runs from base 1 to 1617 and encodes 538 amino acids.